GACAGCCUCUUUUCUACACCCACCCGUGAAAGAAAAGACUUCAGCUUAUAAAAAAAAACUUGCAUAUUCUUCUUCUUACAAACAAAGUAACUAACGGAGGCCAUUCAUGGAGAACUCUCAAAUUCUAUGAAGGUGUUGUUAGAAAGGAUUGUUUCUGCUCUACGCUUCGACAACUACUUGAGCAUGAGUAGUAGCCUUUCACUCAUGAAAAAGCUUCAGAAAACACUGCUGGAUCUUCAAGAUGUACUAUAUCAUGCUAACAAGAAACUCAUCCCCACUCAAGCUAACAACAGAUCGCUGGAUUUGCUCAAACGUGUUGUUUUUCAAGUUUCCAAUUUGCUUGACGAAAGCGAUUUUUUACGGUAUGCUACCAUACUUACUGCGAAUCAGCUCAAAAUUUAUUAUCGAUUAAGUUUUUUAAUUGCACUGAUCAAGUCUAAAACGGAAAAUCUAAUUCAAAUAUUACAAGGCUUAAGUUCAGGUGACGAUGAAUCUUCUAUAUAUGGAAGAGAGGCCGAUAUAAAAAAACUUGAACGUCUUUUGUUGUCUAGUGAUAGUGAUAGUGAAAGUAAAAUAAGAGUGAUUUCCAUGGUAGGUAUGGGAGGGAUUGGCAAAACAGCUCUUGCCAAACACCUUUACAAUGAUCCUCAAGUUAAGGCCAAAUUUGAGUUAAAAUUGUGGGCCGAUUUCUCAAAUGAGGUAGAUGAUUUCAGUGUUUUUGAAACCAUUCUUGAAUCUAUUACUACUUCACAAACAACCAUUUACCCAAUUUUUUUGCUAGUAUUGGACGGUGUGUGGGAUGCAAGAUCUAUCAAUUGGACAUUACUGAUGGAUAUCUUUAAUGCUGGGGAAUCGGGAAGUAAGAUCAUUGUCACAACAAGAGAUGAAAGAGUCGCACUAUCCGUGCAAACCUUUCUUUCUGUCCACUAUCUGAGACCCUUGAAAGUUGAAGAUUGUUGGUCUUUACUUGCCGAACACGCAUUUGGAGCACAUAACUACCAACAACGAUCCUAUCUAGAAGAAGUUGGCACAUUUAAAAAAGAAAUUGUCAGAAAAAUUGCAAAAGAGUGUGAUGGAUUACCAUUAGCCGCGGUAGAACAUGGGGCUCUUCUUCGCAUCUCAGUAAACCCAUAUGAUUGGAAUUAUGUGCUAGAAAGUCACUUUCAGGUAACAACUUAUGAGGUGCUAGCUUCUCUCGAAUUGAGCUACAAUUUCCUUUCUUUUCCUUUAAAACGGUGUUUUCAAUAUUGUUCAAUUUUUCCGAAGAAGUCCGUCUUAGAAAAAAAGAUGGUAGUUCAGUUGUGGAUUGCAGCAGGCUUACUUGAAUCAUCUUCCACAGAUCAAGAAAAAGUUGGAGAAGAAUACUUUGAUGAACUAGUGUCAAGGUCAUUGAUACAUCGACAAUCUAUUGGUGAUGAGGAAGGAAACUUUGGAAUGCACAACUUCAUCCAUGAUCUAGCUACAGAGGUUUCAUCUCCAUACCGUAUCAAUAUGCACAAACAUAACCUACAUGGUAGGAUGCAGAAUUUUUCAUACAACAGAGAGACAUAUGAUUCAUAUGGCAAAUUUGAUAAAUUAUACGGAUUAAAUGGUUUGCGUACCUUUCUAGCAUUCCCAUUACAAGAACAAUUGCCUCUUUGUUUGCUAUCUAACAAGGUAGUACAUGACUUGCUGCCAACAAUGAAACAAUUACGCAUGUUGUCUCUGUCAAGCUACAAGAGUAUCACCGAGGUUCCCAAUUCUAUUGGAAAUUUGUUAGACAUGCGAUACUUAAAUCUUUCUCACACUAAUAUUGAAAGGCUGCCUACUGAAAUAUGCAAGCUUUACCAUCUGCAGUUUUUGUUGUUGGCAGGCUGUAAAAGGUUCACUGAAUUGCCGGAGGACAUGGGAAAAUUGAUCAAUCUGCGCCACCUUGACGUUAGUAACACCGCAUUGAGGGACAUGCCCGCACAAAUAGCCAAACUAGAAAAUCUCCACACUUUGUCUGACUUUGUUGUCAGCAAACAUAAUAGUGGAUUGAAUAUUGCAAAGCUAGGAAAACUUCUCCACCUACACAGAAAACUUUCAAUCUCACAUCUACAAAAUGUUAAUCACCCCUUUGAAGUAGAUCGAGCCAACAUAAAGAUGAAAGAACAAAUAGACGAAUUAGUCUUGGAAUGGGAUUGUGGUAGUACCUUUUUACAUUCACAAAGUCAAAGUGUUGUACUUGAAAAGUUGCGACCCUCAACAAAUUUGAAAAGUCUCACCAUCAAAGGCUAUGGUGGAAUCAGCUUUCCAAAUUGGUUAGGUGAUUUUUCAUUUAGCAACAUGGUGUAUUUAAGGAUCUCGAAUUGUAAUGAUUGUUUAUGGCUUCCACCCCUUGGACAAUUGAGUAAUCUGAAAGAACUCAUUAUUGAAGGGAUGCAAUCAGUGGAGACAAUUGGUAUUGAGUUCUAUGGAAGUGGUGGUUCUUCAUUUCAACCAUUUCCCUCUUUGGAGAUUCUACACUUUGAGAAUAUGCAAGAGUGGGAGGAAUGGGACUUGAUUGGAGGUACGACUACAACGUUUCCUAGUCUAAAAACUUUAUCGCUUAGUAAGUGCCCGAAACUGAUAGUAGGAAACAUAAUUGACAAAUUUCCUUCCUUAACUGAACUUGAGUUAAGUGAAUGUCUUUUACUGGUUCAAUCAAUGCCAUUAUCUGAUCAUGUAUUUCGGCAACUGAUGUUCCCUUUGAACUCUCUUCAACAGCUCACCAUAGACGGCAUUCCAUCUUCAAUGUCUUUUCCAACAGAUGGUUUGCCAAAAACCUUGAAACUUCUCAUAAUCAGUAAUUGUGAGAAUCUAGAAUUCCUUCCUCACGACUAUUUGCAUAAUUAUACAUUGCUUGAGGAAUUGAAAAUAUCUUAUAGUUGUAAUUCAAUGAUAUCAUUUACCUUAGGCACUCUCCCUGUCCUCAAGAGUCUGUUCAUUGAGGGUUGUAUAAAUCUGAAAUCAAUAUUAAUUGCAGAAGACGAGUCGGAAAAGAGUCUCUCAUUUCUUAGAAGCAUCAAAAUAUGGGAUUGUAAUAAACUGGAGUCAUUUUCCCCAGGUGAAUUGGCAACUCCAAAUCUCCUUUAUAUUGCACUGUGGAAGUGUGAGAAGCUUCAUUCACUGCCAGAAGCAAUGAACAGUCUGGCUAGCCUUCAAGAAAUGGAAAUCGAUAAUCUACCAAAUCUUCAAUCUUUUGUCAUAGAUGAGUUGCCUAGCCGUUUACAGAAACUAUCUGUUGGCUCUGUUGGUGGGAUUAUAUGGGAUACUGAGCCAACUUGGGAACACCUCACUUGUCUCUCGGAGUUGCGAAUUAACGGCAAUGACAUAGUGAACACGCUGAUGGGACCAUUGCUACCUACAUCGCUUGUGACACUAUGCAUUUGUGGUCUUAAUGAUACAAGCAUGGAUGAGAAGUGGCUUCAACACCUCACUUCUCUCCAAAACCUUGAGAUUAUUAACGCUCCCAAACUCAAGUCGUUGCCAAAGAAAGGAUUUCCUUCCUCUCUUUCAGUACUAAGUGUGACUCGCUGUCCAUUACUGGAAGCAAGUUUACGGAAAAAGCGGGGGAAAGAGUGGCGUAAGAUUGCUCACAUUCCCUCCAUAAUUAUUGAUGACGAAUUGAUCACAUGAGUCUUUUCCGGGAUAUAGAAAGGAGAUGACUGCUGGAGUAUCUACGACGAGCAACAAUUAUCUGUCAGAUUUGAUUUUGCAGCAACUGCUUUCACAUAGAACACUGGAUGCAGUAGAGAGGAUCCAUACUCAUAAGAAUAAAAAGAGGAUAGGUUGCAUUUUGUUGUGCAUAUAUUGAUUUGAGAGACAUAAUCUCAUGAGUUGUAAAUAACAUUGAUGUCACUUUGUAUAUCAUAGUGAUCCUCAUCACAAAUUUGAUACCGGACAUGUUUUAGCAAGUAAAGCUACGAUAGCAAGAAAACCCCAAUUUCCAUCUUGACCCACAUCAACAAGUAUUCUAUGUAUUGAUGUAAGAAAACAGGAAACUUAGACAAGUAAAGAAGUUUUUAAGAGUGACUA
Molecule: messenger RNA, 4038 nt
Organism: Lathyrus oleraceus (garden pea)
Lineage: Eukaryota; Viridiplantae; Streptophyta; Magnoliopsida; Fabales; Fabaceae
Product: putative disease resistance protein At3g14460
Exons: 2
Coding region: 127-3639 (1170 amino acids)
Molecular function (GO): ADP binding
Source: RefSeq, a predicted model, not a curated record